Messenger RNA from Rhopalosiphum maidis (corn leaf aphid), 1434 nucleotides. RefSeq names its product zinc transporter ZIP1-like. Lineage: Eukaryota; Metazoa; Arthropoda; Insecta; Hemiptera; Aphididae. The transcript has 3 exons. Gene Ontology annotation, cellular component: plasma membrane. The record is from RefSeq and is a predicted model, not a curated record. Gene Ontology annotation, biological process: zinc ion transmembrane transport. Gene Ontology annotation, molecular function: zinc ion transmembrane transporter activity. Bases 136 to 1401 code for a protein of 421 amino acids.
AGUAAACGGUCCUCUACAGUCGUGUACAACACACGCGUCGUACUCGUCGGUGAGCGGACGGCGAGCAUUUACAAACGCGAUACAAACAAGGCAUUUAAUUAUUAUCACUGACGCGAACACCAAGGUCAUAAUCAAAUGGCGGACGACGGGAUUGGAGUGUUCUUCGAGCACAUCGCGGUUGCCAAAACAAUCGCCAUGCUCGUCCUGGGCUUGGGAUCGUUUGUGUUGGGCAUGUUACCCAUAAAACUGACUUCCAGGAAAUGGUGGCGACCGAACGCGGAAGCACCGCCGCAACCCAGCGGCCAUUCGCACCCCGGUCACUCGGCCACCGAAUCGUCACCAAUCGUGUCGCUGCUGUUGUGUUUCGGCGGUGGCGUGCUGCUGUUCACCACGUUUUUGCACCUGCAGCCCGAGGUCCGAGAGAGCGUCGUCCGACUGCAACGCGCGCGCAGGCUGCCCGACGGCCACGGCACCGAAAACCUGGGCGACCUGAUAUUCUGCGUCGGGUUCUUCUUGGUGUUCAUCAUCGACCAGAUAGUGCACACCGUGCUGGACGGUUUGUACGGCGACGCCGGCCAGGAGAUGCUGCACCGGUCGAUGAGCCUGAGGCGGCGCGACAAUCCGGCGGCCGCGAAACCGUCGGCCACGGUCGCCGUCGCGACGACAGCACGCCCGGACGAGGUGGGCGAGGACCAGUACCGGUCGCUGUCCUGGGAAAUGACGCUGCCGACCAGACAGCAGGGAAACGCCGCGCAGCAGCGACAGCAACCGCGCCGCGAAGUGUGCAACACGGUCGAUCGCCGUCCGUCGGGACCGCGGAAAGCGAACGGAACGGCCGGACAAUCGUUUCGCGGCCUGUUCGCCGUACUAGCCCUGUCGUUUCACGAGGUGUUCGAAGGCCUGGCCAUCGGGUUGGAGGAGCGCGUCGACCACAUGUGGUACCUGUUCUUCGCCGUGGCCACGCACAAGCUCAUCAUUGCCUUCUGCAUCGGCCUGGAACUGGCCUGGCUGGAGACCAAGAAGGCCGUGCUCGUCGCGUACGUGGCCACGUUCGCCGUUGUCACGCCGGUGGGCAUCGCCAUCGGCAUGAUGCUCGUACGCUACGGUAACGGAGGUGCCGUGGACGGCGCGCCCGGACUGGUGGCUGUCGUCCUGCAGGGGCUGGCGGCCGGCACCCUGCUGUACGUCGUGUUCUUCGAGGUGCUCGCUAGAUACAAGCAGUCGGGAUUCUCGCACCUGUCGUCCAUAAUACUCGGGUUCGCCGUUAUGCUGAUGCUGCAGAUGAUGACCCAUCACAGUCAUAGUCACGUGCUAGAUGACAACCACCAUCAGUAUUUGGAUCACGAUCAUGAAUCUCAUGAGCAUACAUUUCAUACACAUGGACACAAACAUGGUCAUUAAAACUUUUAAAUGAUUCAAACUUAAUAUUUUACU